Molecule: messenger RNA, 1482 nt
Organism: Penicillium lagena
Lineage: Eukaryota; Fungi; Ascomycota; Eurotiomycetes; Eurotiales; Aspergillaceae
Product: TPR domain protein
Exons: 1
Coding region: 1-1482 (493 amino acids)
Biological process (GO): protein quality control for misfolded or incompletely synthesized proteins
Cellular component (GO): i-AAA complex
Molecular function (GO): misfolded protein binding
Source: RefSeq, a predicted model, not a curated record
AUGUUCCGAAUAGCAUUAAGGCGCACCGGCGCCUCUGCCUCCAACGUAUUUCAAUGCACGACGCGAUCAAUAUGCACCGACAAUGCACGACCAACGCUGCUCUCGCGACACACCAUUCACGUCAACACACUACUCACACCGCGCCUCCCACGACCGCGACACUUCUCGCUUGCGCAACGUAUCCGACGCAGCUUCCGCGAAGCUUCCAAAGGCAUUUGGCGCAAGAACCCAAUUCUCCUCCCGCUAGCCAUCCUCUCCGUCGUAGGCGGCGUCGCCACUUUCGCCUACAUCUCUUACGUGGAAUUGACGCAGGUGGCUCCCCAGUACAGCAAAUUCCCGCCGCCCGUAGCAGACGCACUACGCACGGGGGUGUAUUACACGGAGAUCAACCUCAACGCGCCCAAGGCGCUGAAGGCGUACAAGGCAGCUCUGCGGAUGGCGCUGGAAAUGGGCAUGCACCCGUUCUCGGACGAGGUUAUGGGUAUCAAGCUGCAGGUGGCGAUGAUGCUGGAGAAGGCGGGUUUGAUGAAGCCGGCUAUUGAGGUGCUGGAGCGGACGAAGACUGAGGCCCUGGAGUGGGUCGAAGGACUCGAGAAGGAAACUGCUGCGCCGGACGUAUUGAGGAAGGAGGACAAGUCCACGCCAUCCAAUGUCAAUGUUCAAAUUGACGAUGCGGUGCUCCAGGACGCAGAGAAGGUUCUGAAGGAAACGCAGGAGUUUGAAGCUCGUCAGCGCACCAAGACGCUCCAGAAGGUCAUCGGCAUAGAGAUGAAAUUGGCAGAGCUGUACUCGAGCGACUAUAUCCAGGAGGAUCAGAAAGCGGAGGCUGCGCAGGUCGCCGCUGUGGAACUGUGUCUGAAAGAGAUGCACCGCCGUCAGAAGCUUGGUCUCCCUGUUGGUGGUGGUGGUAGUGGUGGCAGCGGUAAUAGUGAUGGAUCCGACGCCGAUUCAUGGCUGAGCCUGCCAGAGAUUGCCACAGCGCUCACAGAGCUAGCAACCACCUACUCGGCCAAGGAGCGGCACGAGCUAGCCAUGCCGCUCUACAUGCGCGCAUUGGAGAUGAUCCGCGUCACAGAGGGCGACUCGCCUAGCUGCAAGCAGGUUGUUCUUCUGAACGACGUGGCCAGCGCCAUGGCUGGGCAGGCACAGCGGCCGACGGCUCCGCCUCGUAGCUGGCAGCAAAAACAGCAGCAGCAGCAGCAGCAACCGGUCUCUCGGGAACAGACCAUCGAAGCAGCCCGACAGUGGGCACAGAAAGCUCUGGAUGUGGCGGCGCGUAUCCAGCCGCCUGUGCGCGAUGAAGAGUGCGACAUCACCUGCGUCGUGGCCACCUACAAUCUCGGCGAGUUGGCUGAGUUGCAGAACAAGCCGAACGCGGCACGCCAGCUCUACAUUGAGGCUCAGUCGCUGGCAAAGGGUCUUCAGUAUGAGGAAGGAAUUGCCAUGACGGACGCGGCGCUGGAAAGAGUUUCAAAGAAAUAG